Molecule: messenger RNA, 1626 nt
Organism: Passer domesticus (house sparrow)
Lineage: Eukaryota; Metazoa; Chordata; Aves; Passeriformes; Passeridae
Product: olfactory receptor 14A16-like
Exons: 2
Coding region: 627-1559 (310 amino acids)
Biological process (GO): G protein-coupled receptor signaling pathway
Cellular component (GO): membrane
Molecular function (GO): odorant binding; olfactory receptor activity; G protein-coupled receptor activity
Source: RefSeq, a predicted model, not a curated record
CAGGGAUCCCUCUGCUCUGGGCAGGCUUUGGUUUAUGCCAGGGUGACCCAGGAGUGUGACUGUGCUCUCAUUGCAGCCAAAGGUGCAAAGCCAGGGCAGUUGGGAACAAGCCCAUCCAGCUCCUCACCUUCCAUCUGCCACAGGGAAUCCUUUGCCUCUCUCAUCUCUCAGUGGCAAACUCUGAGUGCAGAAGGAAUGCUGGGGAUUUCUGACCUCAGAGAGCCAGCAAUGAAGUUCUAAAACAAUUCCAAAAAACAACUCCUGACAUUCUUUAGAAGUGUGAGUGCAGAUGGUACCAAUUCUUUCUCCAUUAAGUGAUUCCCCUGACAAAUCCUGAAUAUCCAGCCUUGUCCCUCUGCCCCAUUGCCACAAACCCAGGGCAGCAGGGCAGGGAUGGCUCCUCAAGAGCCCCCAUGCACAGGCCUGGCUGCUCCUGGCACACUCAGCCAGCAGAACUGGAGCUCAGGCAGGGACCUGGGUGAAGGUUUUCCCAGAGCAGGAACAAGGGUGAGCGAGUACCACUGGAACAGUCUGCAGGGAAUGGCCCAGGUUUGCCUCAAAGCAGCCUCUCCUGACUUGUCACUGUCCUUUCUCCAUGAACAGGUCCCCAUGUGCAGCCACAGCAAAUGUCCAACAGCAGCUCCAUCAGCCACUUCCUGCUGCUGGCACUGGCAGACACGCGGCAGCUGCAGCUCCUGCACUUCUGCCUCUUGCUGGGCAUCUCCCUGGCUGCCCUCCUGGGCAACGGCCUCAUCAUCAUCGCCGUAGCCUGCGGCCACCACCUGCACACGCCCAUGUUCUUCUUCCUGCUUAACCUGGCCCUCAGCGACCUGGGCUCCAUCUGCACCACUGUCCCCAAAGCCAUGCACAACUCCCUCUGGGACACCAGGAACAUCUCCUACACAGGAUGUGCUGCUCAGCUCUUUUUUUUGUAUUUCUUCCUGUCAGCAGAGUAUUUCCUCCUGACCAUCAUGUGCUACGACCGCUACGUGUCCAUCUGCAAACCCCUGCACUACGGGACCCUCCUGGGCAGCAGAGCUUGUGCCCACAUGGCAGCAGCUGCCUGGGCCAGUGCCUUUCUCUAUUCACUGCUGCACACGGCCAAUACAUUUUCCCUGCCCCUGUGCCAUGGCAAUGCUCUGGGCCAGUUCUUCUGUGAAAUCCCACAGAUCCUCAAGCUCUCCUGCACCAAAUCCUACCUCAGGGAACUUGGGCUCAUUGCAAUUAGUGCCUGUUUGGUAUUUGGCUGUUUUGUGUUCAUUGUUUUCUCCUAUGUGCAGAUCUUCAGGGCUGUGCUGAGGAUCCCCUCUGAGCAGGGACGGCACAAAGCCUUUUCCACCUGCCUCCCUCACCUGGCUGUGGUCUCUCUGUUUGUCAGCACUGUUAUCUUUGCUCACCUGAAAUCCUCCUCCAUUUCCGCCCCAUCCCUGGAUCUGUUGGUGUCAGUUCUGUACUCGGUGGUGCCUCCAGCCCUGAAUCCCCUCAUCUACAGCCUGAGGAACCAGGAGCUCAAGGCUGCAGUGUGGAGACUGAUGACUGGACAUCUUAGGAAGCAUUAAACUGAUUGCCUAUUUCUGCAAAUCACUUGUAACAAAAUUAAUUUUUGAUAGUUCUGUUGGUUUGAUU